This is a messenger RNA of Penicillium antarcticum, 1050 nucleotides long. Its product is annotated as NAD-dependent epimerase/dehydratase family protein. The record is from RefSeq and is a predicted model, not a curated record. Lineage: Eukaryota; Fungi; Ascomycota; Eurotiomycetes; Eurotiales; Aspergillaceae. The coding region runs from base 1 to 1050 and encodes 349 amino acids. The transcript has 5 exons.
AUGUCUCAGACUCGAGUCUUAUUGACUGGGGCAACUGGUUACAUCGGAGGAUCCGUUCUCGCAACACUGAAAAAGAGUGAGCACGAGAACAUUCAGAAUGCUCAAAUUGAUGUCUUGAUUCGUGGCGAGGGACGACGUGCCUUAUUCGACCCCUUUGGUGUCCAAGUCAUCCCAUUCCAAAGCCUGGAUGAGACAGACUUUAUCAGAAAGCUGUCAAGUGACUACAAUGUCAUCAUCAACACCGCAUCGGCAUUCCAUACCGAGUCAGCCAAAGCAAUGAUCGAAGGACUGAGCGACAGACAAUCCAAAACAGGCCAAAAGACUCAUUUCAUCCAUACAUCCGGAACAUCCAGCAUCGGCGACUAUCCCAUCAGCCCAACCUACAUCGAACCUAACGAACUCCAAGACGACUCGAAUAUCUACGAAUACCAAUCGUCUCGCGAAGCCCACUCAACCUACAAACAACGAACAACCGAUCUCGCAGUCUUCAAUACAGGCCUCGAAACAAACAUCAAAACAACCAUAAUCAUGGCUCCAACAAUCUUCGGCAAAGGCACAGGUCCAGCAAACAACCUUUCAAUCCAAAUCCCAGCUCUAAUCCGCCGAUCUCUGGAAUACAAACAGGCAGUGGUUAUCAACGAUGGCGCAGGCGAAUGGGAUCAUAUCCACAUCUCCGAUCUAACCUCGCUCUUUGAGAUUGUCUUGUUCAAGGUCCGCACUGGAGAGCAUGUCCCCGAUGGGAAGGAAGGAUUGCUAUUUGCCGAAACAGGCCGGCAUACUUGGCUUGACAUUUCCAAGGAUAUUGCAUCGGUUGGAAAGGAAUUGAAAGUCCUUGACAGUGAAGGUGUUCACAAUGUAUCCCUGGAUGAAGCGACAGCCUGGUCUGUGAAUGGGAAUGUGCAGGUGAGAGAGUUGGGAUUUGCUUCCAAUGCUCGAUCAAAAGCUAUUCGUGGUAGAGCAUUGGGGUGGACGCCGCUAAGGGAAGGGGAGUGGAAGAAUGCCGUUGAGGAGGACUUCCGCGCCAUUUUGAAAGAAGAGAACGAAAGGUAA